This is a messenger RNA of Sinocyclocheilus rhinocerous, 4802 nucleotides long. Its product is annotated as cyclin-G-associated kinase-like. Bases 207 to 4196 code for a protein of 1329 amino acids. Gene Ontology annotation, biological process: clathrin-dependent endocytosis; clathrin coat disassembly; protein phosphorylation. The record is from RefSeq and is a predicted model, not a curated record. Gene Ontology annotation, cellular component: intracellular membrane-bounded organelle; vesicle; cytoplasm. The transcript is spliced from 29 exons. Gene Ontology annotation, molecular function: clathrin binding; ATP binding; protein kinase activity. NCBI's taxonomy places the organism in Eukaryota, Metazoa, Chordata, Actinopteri, Cypriniformes, Cyprinidae.
CUCACGUCAGCACCUUGCGGAAAUACCGCUGAGAGAGAGCAGGUCAAUCGGAACCAGUACUCGAGAUGUUUUCAUCCUAGAAAAGAGAGCUUCAAAUCCAAAUUAACGCUCUGUUAUCUAGUUACGCCACUAACUGAGUUAGUGCACUUGUUCUCCCAUCCGGUGCCGGUUCCGGUUAAUAGGCGCAACAGAAAAAGAGGGACAAAAUGUCCCUCUUCCAGUCAGCGCUCGAUUUCCUGGCCGGGCCCGGCGGAUCCGCCGCCGCCAGCCGGGAUCAGAACGACUUCGUCGGUCAGGUGGUGGAGCUCGGAGAUCUGAAGCUCCGGAUCAAACGAGUCAUCGCGGAAGGUGGCUUUGCGUUUGUGUAUGAAGCCCAGGAUUUGGGCAGCAGUAAGGACUAUGCGCUCAAGGCGCAACAGAAAAAGAGGGACAAAAUGUCCCUCUUCCAGUCAGCGCUCGAUUUCCUGGCCGGGCCCGGCGGAUCCGCCGCCGCCAGCCGGGAUCAGAACGACUUCGUCGGUCAGGUGGUGGAGCUCGGAGAUCUGAAGCUCCGGAUCAAACGAGUCAUCGCGGAAGGUGGCUUUGCGUUUGUGUAUGAAGCCCAGGAUUUGGGCAGCAGUAAGGACUAUGCGCUCAAGUUACACAUUCCACUCUCUCCUUCUGACUUUCUGGCAUUGGCGUCGGUUUCCUGUGUUCACAUUGACCUCCGCCCUCUAUUUCCUGCAGGCCAGCUGGUUGAUUUAGUGAAGAAGGUGGAGCAGAGAGGACCCAUGUCAUGUGACACAUUGCUGAAGAUCUUUUACCAGUCAUGUCGUGCUGUGCAGCACAUGCACAAACAGUCUCCACCAGUCAUCCACCGCGACCUGAAGAUUGAGAAUUUAUUGAUCAGUCAUCAGGGCACUAUAAAGCUGUGUGACUUUGGCAGCGCCACCAUCGUGGCACAUUACCCAGACUACAGCUGGUCUGCUCACAAGAGAUCUAUGGUGGAAGACGAGAUUACUAGAAACACAACUCCAGCAUACCGGACACCAGAGAUGAUUGACCUCUAUUCCAACUACCCAAUAAAUGAGAAACAAGACAUAUGGGCUCUGGGCUGCAUCCUGUACCUGCUCUGUUUUAAGCAGCACCCAUUUGAAGAGGGAGCCAAACUCCAGAUAGUAAACGGCAAAUACAACAUUCCUCAGAAUGACACCAAGUACACAGUCUUUCACCAGCUCAUCCGAUCAAUGUUGAAAAUCAACCCAGAUGAGCGACUCUCAAUCAACGAGCUUGUUAGCCAACUGCAGGAGAUCGCUGCAGCCAGGAACUUCAACCCAAAAUCACCCAUUACUGAGCUCCUGGAGCAGAACGGAGGGUUCGGGAACAACAGCGCGCCGCUUCCCUCGCAGAUCAACAACAUAAACAAUGCUGGUGUGUAUGACACAGACCCGGCCAUGGGUGGAGGCUUCCUGGAUAUUCUUAAAGGAGGAACCGAAAGAUUCCUCACCAACAUCAAAGACACUUCCUCCAAAGUCAUCCAGUCGGUGGCCAGCUCCAGUUAUGCUAAAGGAGACCUGGACCUGUCCUACAUCACCUCCAGAGUAGCAGUCAUGUCUUUCCCAGCUGAAGGUGUUGAAUCUGCCAUUAAGAAUAACAUUGAGGAUGUGCGUCUGUUCCUGGAUUCUCGACACGCGGGUCAUUAUGCAGUAUACAACCUCUCCAAACGCUCCUACAGACCGGCCAGGUUUCACAACAGGGUAUCAGAGUGCGGUUGGCAACCUCGACGAGCUCCUACACUGAAGAACUUGUACAGUAUUUGUAAAAACAUGCACCAGUGGCUCAAACAGGACCAGAGGAACAUCUGCAUCGUACAUUGUCUGGAUGGACGGGCAGCGUCGGCUGUGGUGGUUUGUGCGUUCCUCUGUUUCUGUCAUCUGUUCUCUACAGCUGAGGCCGCAGUUUACAUGUUCAGCAUGAAGCGAUGCCCACCGGGCAUCUCGCCCUCACACAAACGGUAUAUUGAGUACAUGUGUGAUAUGAUGGCAGAAGAGCCCAUAAUUCCCCACAGCAAGCCUAUAACCAUCCGCUCUGUGGCCAUGACUCCCGUACCGCUCUUUAAUAAGCAGAGAAAUGGCUGUCGGCCGUUCUGUGAGGUUUACGUCGGUGACGAGCGCGUCGCAACCACUUCACAGGAAUAUGACAGAAUGAAGGAUUUUAAGACGGAGGACGGGCGAGCGGAGAUUCCUCUGAAUAUAACUGUGCAGGGAGACGUGCUGAUAGUGAUAUAUCACGCACGCUCUACGCUGGGUGGACGUCUGCAGGCCAAAAUGGCUUCCAUGAAGAUGUUUCAGAUUCAGUUCCAUACUGGGUUUGUGCCCAGAAAUGCCUCCACCGUCAAAUUUGCCAAGUAUGAUCUCGAUGCUUGCGACAUCCAGGAGAAAUACCCCGACCUCUUCCAGGUGCAUGUAAAUGUGGAGGUGGAGCCUCAGGAUCGCCCUAGCAACAAGACUCCGCCUUGGGAAAACUUUGCCACAAAAGGACUCAAUCCCAAGAUCCUUUUCUCCAGCCGAGAUGAACAGCAAGAGAUCCUGACAAAAUUUGGUAAACCAGAGCUUCCACGUCAGCCUGGUUCCACAGCCUGUUACACCUCUGAACCGGCCCAGCCUGAAGGGCCACAGACCGACCCGGAUUCCCCUUCUCCUCAAAGCACUGACACCAAUGCCAACUUCUUCCAGACGCUUGACUGGGAAGAUGGCAGUCGGCAGUUCGAUUGUUCUGACUGCCAAUUGGAGGACCAGGAUGAUUUGAGUGGCGGCUCGGAAGAGGAAUCAGUGUCUUACUCCGCCCCCAUUGACGGGACUCUGUCACGUGACACUAGUGAACCACUCUUCGAGGCAGACUUCACAACCACACCACCUGACCCUCAGCCCGACACAGAGGACCUGCUCGGCCUGAACUCUGACCCUGGUCCUCCAGCCUCCAGCACUCAGCCGUGCGUUGCUAAUGAGACGGGUUUAAAAAGUUCUGCCAGUAACAGCGAUUUACUGAACGACCUGUUUGCCCCUCCACCCAAUGCUGUGCCUUCAGCUAAUGCAGAGGACUUCAUAGGAGAAAGUACAGGAGAAGAUCUCUUCUUCUCCAACACAUCCAGCCAACCGGCAUCAACCGCUAAUAAAGACUUCUUUGACCCCUUCGGUGUGGGGUCAGCGUCUUCAGGCUCCGAUCUGUUUGGUGACCUCCUGGGGUCAGACAGUGCGAGUAGCGGCUUCAAAGCUCCAGCUCCUGCAUCCAACUCCAGCCUCUUCAACCUCAAUAAGUUAGCAAGCGAGACUCCUAAGAUGACAUCGUCAGCGAGUCAGCCUGAUCUGUUAAGUGGCUGGGAAAAAUGGACCACAGGAGGAACCAGCACGACUAUUAAUGUGACCACUGCUGCCAGCAAACCCACUAUGAGUGCCUCAGGAGUCUCAUCUUUCUCCAAGGCCAAAUCUCAAAGCUUUGACCCCUUCGCAGACCUGGGCAACCUGGCCUCAACACUACCUGGUUCGUCCAGUGCUGGUUUCUCUGGCUCAGAUUUUAAAACAGCGCCCUCUGCAGGAAUCCCUAAAAACUCAGGUCAGCAGUGGCAGCAGACUCCUCGGCCCUCCUCUGGCCCAAGCAAACCCUGGAUGCCUCCAAACUCAGCGCCUAGACCCUCCAAACCUGCUACCCAACCGGCUAAACCAAACUACAACCCUAGUUUCAGUGUGAUCGGUGGACGAGAAGAGAGGGGGAUCCGUGGGCCAGGCUUUGGUCCAAAGCCCAAAGUGAAAGGAGAUGACUUUGAGGAUCUAUUAUCAACACAGGGUUUUGGCUCCAAACCCGACAAGAAGAUGCCCAGAACUAUUGCUGAGAUGAGGAAGCAGGAGCUGUCUAAAGACAUGGACCCUCUCAAACUUCAGAUCUUAGAUUGGAUCGAGGGGAAGGAGAGGAACAUCAGAGCGCUGCUCUCCACGUUGCACAUGGUCCUGUGGGAGGGAGAGACCCGCUGGAAGCCCGUCAACAUGGCAGAUCUGGUCACACCUGAUCAGGUGAAGAAGGUCUACAGGAAGGCUGUGCUUGUUGUGCACCCAGACAAGGCUACAGGUCAGCCGUAUGAGCAGUACGCUAAAAUGAUCUUCAUGGAGCUGAGCGAUGCCUGGUCUGAGUUUGAGAACCAAGGAGCCAAAGCCCUGUUCUGAGCGUGCUCAGUGAGCAUCUGCCAGGAGCGGCGGGCCCCCUACAGGCAGCCUGAGGCUUGAGGAACAGUCUAAUCUCUUCCUGAACUCUGGAGUGAAACCUGUGGCGCUGGAUCUCUCAUCCUUCAAAAGGGGAACAUGCUAGCAUCCUUUUGGCAUUUGUAGAUGAUUAAAAACCAUGCGCGCACACACAAACACCUGAAAAUACAGUCUGUGUCUUGCACUUCAAAAGAGCUCCAAAACAGAUGGUUUCUGGGAUGAAGACGAAAUGACUAUCGCUGAACUUUUUCCAUGUCAUUCUAUGCAUCACACUAUUGUUUUCACUUUUUGUUUUUCAAUCAGUGUGGCUUGUCACUUACUGAUGUAAAUAAUCACUCGACUGUGUGUGUGUGUGUGUUUGAGGGUGGAUCAUGUUCAUAUGAAGCUAAAGCAGAGGUUUUGACUUCUGUGCUCCACGACGUGAAGGCUUCAGUUUUGUCAUGUUUUCACUGAUCUCUAGUGUUAAUUCUCUCCAGGCACCUCGUGGGAAGGUGUGUUUGUGUAUUUGUGGGUUCAGGGCUCAAUUUCUGCUGUCCAAAGGGUAUUUCAGUGACCGAAAACAAACUUAAC